AUGUCCGGCUCCCCCACCAGCCUUGCCGCGCUCCUCCGCCGCAACGCCGCCACCCCCGCCGUCGCGCUCCGCCUCUUCCUCCACCUCACCUCGCCAUCCUCCCCUCCUCCGGCCCACUCCACCUCCUUCCUCUCCCGCCUCCUCGCCGCCGACCCGUCCACCCACCACCUCCUCCCGCGCCUCCUCCGCCACAUCCUCUCCCUCCCACACCCCACCCCGCCGCUCCUAGAGCUCCUCGCCGCCGCCACCUCCUCCCCGCGCCGGGUCCCGCUCGCCUUCUCCCUCUCCGUCCUCCGCUCCCUCCCCGCGCCGCCCACCCCAGUCUACAACCGCCUCCUCCUCGCCGCGCUCACCGACUCCCGCCUCGACCUCGUCGAGUCGCUCUACAAGGAUCUCCUCCUCUCCGGCGCCGCCCCGGACGUCUUCACCCGCAACAUCCUGCUCCAAGCCCUCUGCGCCGCCGGCCGCAUGGACCUCGCGCGCAGGGUGUUCGACGCCAUGCCCGCCCGCAACGACUUCAGCUUCGGGAUCCUGGCGCGCGGGUACUGCCGCGCGGGGCGGGCCGCGGACGCUCUCCAGGUCCUCGACGCCAUGCCCAGGAUCAACCUCGUCGUCUGCAACACCGUCGUCGCGGGGUUCUGCCGCGAAGGCCGCGCGGACGAGGCCGAGCGGCUGGUGGACCGGAUGCGCGCGCACGGGCUCGCGCCCAACGUCGUCACCUUCAAUGGCAGGAUCUCCGCGCUCUGCAGGGCCGGGCGGGUGCUGGACGCGUACCGGAUAUUCAACGACAUGCAGGAGGCGUGGGAGCGGGGCCUGCCGCGGCCCGACCAGGUGACCUUCGACGUGAUGCUCCGCGGGUUCUGCGACGCCGGGAUGCUGGACGAGGCGAGGGUGCUGGUGGACAUCAUGAGGUGCGGCGGGUUCCUGCGGAAGGUCGAGAGUUACAACCGCUGGCUGUCGGGGCUGGUCAGGAACGGGAAGGUCGGGGAGGCGCAGGAGCUGCUCAGCGAGAUGGCUCACGAGGGCGUCCAGCCUAAUAGCUACACGUACAACAUCAUUGUCGAUGGGCUGUGCAAGGAGGGCAAGGCGUUUGAUGUCCGGAGAGUGGAGGAUUUCGUCAGGAGUGGUUCGAUGACGCCGGAUGUUGUGACUUACACCAGUUUGCUCCGUGCUUAUUGCUCCAAGGGCAAGACCGCCGCCGCCAAUAGGAUCCUUGGUGAGAUGGCACUGAAGGGGUGUGCCCCGAAUUUGUUCACGUAUAAUGUUUUGCUGCAGAGUUUGUGGAAAGCUGGUAGGACUGCAGAGGUGGAGAGCUUGUUAGAGAGGAUGAGUGAGAAAGGAUAUAGUCUGGAUACAGCCAGCUGCAACAUAAUUAUUGACGGACUAUGCAGAAGCAGUAAAUUAGAUAUGGCUAUGGACAUUGUCGAUGGGAUGUGGAGUGAAGGAAGCCUGGCUCUUGGCAGAUUGGGUGGUUCGUUUGCAAGUUUAGUUAGUGAUUCUUCCCUCGCCAAAAGGUGUCUUCCUGACCGAAUCACUUACUCGACUUUGAUGAAUGCAUUGUGCAAAGAAGGAAGGUUUGAUGAAGCAAGGAAGAAGUUAAUUGAGAUGAUAGCAAAAGAUAUUUCUCCUGACUCAGUUAUAUAUGAUACCUUUAUUCAUGGGUACUGCAAGCAUGGCAAGACCUCUUUGGCCAUUAAGGUUCUGAGAGACAUGGAGAAGAAAGGUUGCAAUCCAAGCACAAGGUCAUACAACUUGCUGAUUUGGGGAUUUCAAGAAAAGCACAAGUCGGACGAGAUUCUUGAAUUGAUGAGUGAAAUGAAGGAGAAGGGGAUUUCUUCUGACGUCAUGACCUACAACAGCUUGAUAAAAUCCUUUUGUGAAAGAGGAAUGGUCAACAAGGCAAUGCCUUUGUUAGACGAAAUGUUACAGGAUGAAAUAGUUCCUAAUGUAACUUCUUUUGGCUUGUUGAUUAAGGCCUUUUGCAAGCUUCCAGAUUUCUCUGCAGCUCAGAGGGUGUUUGAUGUUGCUGUGAGUACAUGUGGCCAGAAGGAAGUGCUCUAUUGCUUGAUGUGCACUGAGCUCUCCACUUGUGCUCGAUGGAUGGAAGCCAAGAAAAUUCUAGAAAUGGCACUUGAAAUGAGAAUUUCCAUCCAAAGUUUCCCAUAUAAGCAGAUAAUUGUGGGGCUGUGUGACAUCAGUGAGGCAGACCACGCUCAUAGUCUACUCAAAUUGUUUAUAUCUAAGGGGCAUUCAUUUGAUCCAGCAAUAUUCAUGCCUGUCAUAGAUGCAUUAAGUGAAAGGGGAAAGAAGCCGGAUGCUGAUAUGCUCUCUGAAAAGAUGAUGGAAAUGGCAGAUCGUAAUGAUGGUAAUGUUACUGUUUCUGGUGCGGUUACCCCUAGAAGUGGGAAGCAUGAACAGGUUAAGUCUCCUGAAAGUGACUGGCAUGCUCUCCUGCACAGAGAUGACAGUGCUCGCACGAUUAUGAAAAUUACCAAUAGAGUGCGCACUGGAUGGGGCCAAAGAGGCAAUGUGUACGGGCAUAAACGGAAGCAGGAUGACGACAUUUAUGUACUGGAGAACACUGGCUGA
Molecule: messenger RNA, 2589 nt
Organism: Lolium rigidum
Lineage: Eukaryota; Viridiplantae; Streptophyta; Magnoliopsida; Poales; Poaceae
Product: pentatricopeptide repeat-containing protein At2g17140
Exons: 2
Coding region: 1-2589 (862 amino acids)
Molecular function (GO): protein binding
Source: RefSeq, a predicted model, not a curated record